AUGGAUAAGUUUCAGGAGGUGCUAAACCUGCACCUGCAGCAUCCCCGCGUGCUGGGCUACGGCCUGGUGACGCUCCUGACGGCGGGCGGGGAGCGCCUGUUCUCCGUCGCGGUGUUCCAGUGCCCCUGCAGCGCCGUCUGGAACCUGCCGUACGGCCUGGUCUUCCUGCUGGUGCCCGCGCUGGCGCUCUUCCUGCUGGGCUACGUGCUGAGCGCGCGCACCUGGCGCCUGCUGACCGGCUGCUGCGCGCGCGGCGCCCGCCCGGGGGGCUGCGGGCCGCGGCUGCGGGCCGCCCUGGUGUGCGUGCAGCUCAGCGCCACCGCCGCCGUCGCGCCGCUCACCUGGGUGGCCGUGGCGCUGCUCGGGGGCGCCUUCUACGAGUGCGCGGCCAGCGGGAGCGCCCCACUGGCGCGGCUGCUGUGCCGGGGCCGCGACGCCGCCUGCGAGGCCCAGCUGCCGCUGGCGCCCUGCCACCAGGCCCGGGCGCCCGACGCGCAGGACCUCCUGAAGGAGCUCAAGGCCCAGUCUCAGGUGCUGGGCUGGAUCCUAAUCGCAGUUGUUAUCAUCUUCCUUUUGAUUUUUACAUCUAUCAUCCGAUGCCUAUCUCCAGUUAGUUUUCUGCAGCUGAAAUUUUGGAAAAUCUAUUUGGAACAGGAGCAGCAGAUCCUUAAGAGUCAAGCCACAGAGCAUGCGACACAAUUGGCCAAAGAGAAUGUCAAAUGUUUCUUUGAGUGCUCACAUCCGAAGGAAUACAAUACCCCAAGCAUUAGAGACUGGCAGCAAAUUUCAUCACUAUAUACUUUCAAUCCAAAGGAGCAGUACUAUAGCAUGUUGCACAAGUAUGUUCAUAGAACAGAGAAGAGUGAGAGCAUCAAAUCUAAAGAAGGAGAUACAGUGAUUCCCAUUCUUGGCUUUGUGGAUACACCUGGUAUGCACACUACUGCUGACUUGUGA
Puma concolor (puma) is the source of this 954-nucleotide messenger RNA. It is a transcript of the gene CALHM6, whose product is annotated as calcium homeostasis modulator family member 6. Gene Ontology annotation, cellular component: plasma membrane. The record is from RefSeq and is a predicted model, not a curated record. Lineage: Eukaryota; Metazoa; Chordata; Mammalia; Carnivora; Felidae. Gene Ontology annotation, molecular function: monoatomic cation channel activity.